AUGAAGACCGUAUACCAAAUUCAAUAUCGCGGGAUCUCGGUGAAACAGGUGAACGGUUGUCUCUACGCCGUCAACUCUUCAUAUCUAUGCAUCUGCAGUCGGCUGCCCCUCAAGUUGCCCACCAGGCAGGCCAUACGAAACACCCACUGUUGUGACCCCUCCAAUCUCCGCAAGAGUGCUGGACAGUGCCGCGUCGCUAGCCUCGCGGGUUUCGAAUCGCUUCAAAAAAGUGCCGCGGUCCUCACGCAAUUGGCGGGGAUUGGCUCUGGACUUUCAGCGGCUACCCAAGGGGACCUUGUAGCGUCUGUUCUGCAAUCUUGGUUGGGAGGCUCCGUACUGGGUUACCAGCCUAUAGUGCUGCCUUGCCUAGUUCUCGCGCGCGACGAGUCACACACUAUCACUUUCACAAACAAAUGUGGAUACGGCACUCCCACCCUGCGAGGCCAGGAUGGAAGCGUCCUUUCGAUGGGAGAGCCGUAUACCAGCGGCGGGGCUGUGGGCGGCCUCAUCGCCUACUUGCAGACGGGUGAAUGCGGAGAGAACGGCGAGGGAUGCACCCUCAUUGAAACAAAUCUGGCGAACGGAUGGAGCAGCACUGACAUCUCGCUUAUUUCUCCUCAUGCAUUCUCGGUGACGAGCGGCUUCGGAUUUUACAAUGGCUGCGACGGCAUUGGUGCUGACUGCGCGUACGACGGUUGUCCCGAAGCGUUCUACUCUGCAGACCAGACGUAUGUCCAAGUUGGUUGUCCCUCCGACAACGUCAACCUUGCCAUCACGUUCUGCGACUGA
Sparassis crispa is the source of this 789-nucleotide messenger RNA. RefSeq lists its product as hypothetical. The coding region runs from base 1 to 789 and encodes 262 amino acids. NCBI's taxonomy places the organism in Eukaryota, Fungi, Basidiomycota, Agaricomycetes, Polyporales, Sparassidaceae. The transcript has 14 exons. The record is from RefSeq and is a predicted model, not a curated record.